GUCCUUCGAGAGCUGGGCUGAGCGCAGCAUGAGGCCUCUGUCCUCCCUGAAUCCUGUUCUUCUUUGCUGAGCGCCGGGAAGCUGAGGCGUUGGCAGCUCGAGCAAGGCUUUCUUUGAUGGUGCUCCCGGCUCGAGCCACCGCUGGAAGUUGAAAGUAUAGCUUGCUCUUUUUCAUAGCUAGAACGCACGCCACUUUUUGGCAGAUACAGGAGCAUCUGAUGAGAUGCUGAGGCUUAAAUCUGGCAGCACUCGAGCUUCUCGAGUUGAGCCAAGGAUCAAAGGCUUGCAGCCAACUGAAAUAGAGAAAUAACGCACUGCGGUUGCUUGCCGUUUGACCGGAAGCCCUUACUUUCCAAACCUCUUUCUAAGCCCUACUCUGUCAGCAAUGGCAAGACCAUCCCUCGAUGACAUUACACCCGAGCUCGAGCGCGUGUGGAGCACCGACCCCUCAUCCCCUGAUGUCUCCAUCCACUCUUACGCACAUAGUCCCGUCCAUGCUGCAGUCCUGUCCAAAGACCAUGCAGCACUUAACGCAAUUUUGAGAAUUCUCCCCAAACCAGCUUUGGAGGGGAGUGUCCUAACUGAAGAGCAGUCUAUCAAAGCUGAGGAAGAUGCCGAGGCUGCCUCUGCAAUGAUUGACAGGCGGGACGUGCCGGGGAAGGAGUCAGCACUGCACAUGGCGGUACGCGUGAAAGACCCUGUGGCGUUGGAGCUGUUGAUGCUGGCGGGGGCUGACAUCAGCUUGCAAAACGUUGGGGGGUGGACUGCCCUGCAGGAAGCAGUGUGUGCGGGGGAGCCGGCGCUGGCAGCUAUCAUCAUGCGAGAGUAUCAAAGCUUGGCUUGGGCCAAAUGGCUGCGGCGGUUGCCCCGUCUGGUCGCGACCAUGAAGCGCAUGCGCGACUUCUACAUGGAGCUCACCUGGAACUUUGAGAGCUCCGUUAUCCCCUUCAUCGGCAAGAUUGCCCCCUCAGAUACUUAUAGGAUCUGGAAGCGCGGCGCGUCCCUGCGCGCCGACAUGACCCUCGAGGGGUUCGACGGCUUCCGCAUCAAGCGCGCGGACCAAAGCAUCCUCUUCCUUGGCGAAGGCACCCCCGACGGGCGCGUAAAGCCUGGGGGCGUGAUCGUGCUCAUGCACAAAGAAAAGGAGAUAGCGGACGCCCUCGAGGGCGCGGGGGGAUCCCUGAGCGAUGCUGACCUGGCUGCUGACGUGGCGGACCUGUUCAAGACGAACGUGCACCGGGCGGGGCUUGACGUGACGAAAGCGACGCUGGUGCCGGUGAAGACGUGGCGGCGGCACGAGAAGGAGGAGGCGGUCGGGCCGUGGCAGAGCAAGGUGAUCGACAUGCACCACGUGAUGGUCACCUUCCGCUCGCGCAAGGUCCCCGGGGCCAUGUCCGACGAAGAGCUGUUCAACCUGCGUCCCGAGGACGAGGACGCGGGUUCCGCACGCAGCGAUGACGACUAUGCUGACGUCCUCACGGAGGAGGAGCGUAAGCAGCUCAAAGAAGCCAUGGAAAACGCGCCUUCGAUCGACCUGGAUUCUGAAGCCGGUGUCAACGAGGCAGGGGAAGACGGAAGCGAGCGGUCGUUGACACCCAAAGAGUCGGCGGCAGAAAUCGGGGCCGGAGCGGAAAAGGGACUGCGGAACGGCGGAGAGGGGGCCGGAAGUUUGACACCAGAAAGGGGAAGGAGUAAAGAAGGAGCCCCGCUGCUAGGAUCGGCGUCAACGUCUGAAAGCGAGGGGCUCGUGCCAAGCGAGAAGCCCGCGCGGAAGAGUUGGUUUGGGUGGGGCAGAAAACAGCACGCAUCGUCCGAGUCCCCGUCCGAAAACGUGACCGAUGCGGACGGUUCCAGUCGGAGCGGCGCCGAUUCGAUCCAGUCCCCCAUGCAUUCGAAACGGGGCAGCAAGCACCAGGGGGGCGAGGAGCGAAAGGAGGAAACCGGGUCAGAAAUGGAGUUUAGCAAGGGGUUAAAGCCGACGCUUUGGCUGACGGACGGGUUUCCGUUGCGAGUGGAAGAGUUACUGCCCCUGCUGGACCUGCUGUCGCCCCGGGUGAAGGCGGUGCGCCGGUUGAGGGAGCUGCUGACUGUGAAAAUGCCCCGGGGGACUUUCCCGGUCAAGGUCGCGAUACCCAUUAUCCCUACGAUCCGAGUCGUCGUCACCGUUUCCAAGUUCCGGGAGGUUGCCCGGUUGGCUCCCCCGGGCACUGAGGAACUAGAGGAGGAUGAGUUUGAGGACGCGCAGUCGGAGAUGCCCAAGCGGGGCUGGAUGGAGUGGGUCCGGGGAGCCCCAGGAGAGAACGAGAGCGGAGAACGGACCUCGGGGGAUGGCGCGGGCGGACCGGGGGCAGCGGACGCCUUCGCAAUCCCGGCAGACUACGCUUGGGUGAGCAGCGAGGAGAAGAGGAGGCGGGACCGAGAAAAGAAGCAGCAGAAGAGGUUGAAAAAAGGGAAGGGCAAGGUAGGCAGUAGCGAGCAGAACCAAAAGGGCUAGGGCGUUGCCAGCGUAGAUUGUGUUAGCAAGUCCAUCACCUGGCUGUGGCUUAGUUCAACGUCUGUCAAUACAUGCUAGCAUAAGCCCGCUUAGGGAGUUCAGUCAGGUUUCAAAGCUCAGAAAUUGCAGAAAAUCGAGCCGCAAUCGAGCCAGCGCAAGAGGGCAGAGCAUGUAUAGAACGAUGCGUCAGCCGAAGGUGACCGUUCAUGGACCGUCAAUUUCUUCAAUCGAGCUCACUCAGUGCAAUUGAUCCUGAAGUUGGACAUUGUAUUAAAUUUUCGUGAUCCAGAUGUUGUAUCACCGUUAUAGC
Molecule: messenger RNA, 2804 nt
Organism: Klebsormidium nitens
Lineage: Eukaryota; Viridiplantae; Streptophyta; Klebsormidiophyceae; Klebsormidiales; Klebsormidiaceae
Source: the annotation of a GenBank genome assembly